ACUCAAUUCUUUGAACUUUCAUCUUUCUGCUUUCUCCAUUGAUGCUUCUGAGAAUGGUGUCCAAAUAAUCGCAGUUUAGGGGAAUAUAUUUCAAUAUUUUUCAACGUGUGCUGACUAUUCUGACUGUUUUAUAGAUUUUAAAUAGCUUAAAUUUAGUUUCGCAGUUUAGAAAUGUCUGUGCAAUCGUCAAUAACUGAGUUUUUCGCAACUCGCAAACGUCCAGCUAUCGACGAUGCCAAAAGAAGUUCACAGCCUAGUAAAAAAGUGAUGAUUCUGGAAAAUGAUGAAGGCGACGUGUCAGUAAGGAAAAUUAGUGACCAAAGGCGAAAUUCAGCAAAAAAUCCAUCUGCUCGCCGAAGACUCAUCUAUCCAAACAGUGUGGUGUCAGCGAGUGAAGCAAAUGUCACCAAGAAAAAAGUAUUGAAGCGUGUUCUAUUUGACAAGAAGAUUAGCAGUUCUCCGCAAUCCGACAUCAGAAAAACAUUUGGAGUGCUGAAUGGAAAAUCUAAUUCAACUUCUUCAACAUUGAAAACCAAAGAGACAAGUGAAAACUCCAAGAAUGAGGUUGUCAUUGGAAAAACUGAAUUUGUAACAUGUACCGCAGAAACGACUGAAGUAAAAGAAAAUCCGGUCGAACAAAUUGUGGAGGAAAAUUUAACAGUUGAAGUAGCAGAGCCACCGACAGAAAUCGUUCAAGUUGAAAGUUCGGUUGUUGAAACAUCUUCAGUUGGUGAUGAAAAAUCUGUUGAUGGUGACAAAUCUUCUGGUUCCAAAGAAAAUGCUCCAGUGGCGAAAUCUGUUCCAGUGGUUGAAGGAUCUAAAACUCCCAGUGCUACAGCUCUCAAGAAAAGCUCAAGAAUUAAGGACCUAACGAAAUUGCAAGCGAAAUUGCGUGAUGGAUAUGCUAAGUUGGAUAAAAUUCAAAAAGAAAAGAAAGUUCAACUUGAUAGAUUCGACAUGAUAACUUUUGAAACUUCUAUUCCCAGUCCGUCGAAGAAGACGCCGAUCAAGAUGGGCAUGUCGCCGGCAAAACUGCGCGAAGCGGCGUUCGGGAGUCCGGGAGGCGGCCGAAGGCGGUUGGACAUGGAUAGCUCUGCCGCCCCUCCCGCCUUCGUCAGUCCGCGCAAACUGCUGGAGGCAGUUCCGCCUCCGUCUCCGCGGCAGCAGCCGCCCGCCAGUCCGCUCAAAUCACCACUGAAAUCGCCCGCCUUCCAGCGAUAUCAGGCGCUCGUGUCCGAAGGCAAGAGUGCGCUCACUUUACCCUUCAAGUACAGAUCUCUGGCGGAAGUUUUCCGCGCAAUAGAAACAGUGGUCUCAAUGCUGGAGAAACGGCAGGAGUCGACCACAUUCACCAAGCUGAAAACAUCGGUGCAGGAAUUGUUGCGUCGCAACCUGUUCGAAAAACAUCUGGCUCAGAUCAAGGCGGUGAACGAUGCCUUCUACACGUUCCAUUACGAGAAAGUGCACUCGGUGGGUGCCAACAAACUGCAGCCUGACAGGUAUGAAUUGGUGGUAAAACCAGUGCUCGCCGCGCACCAGAUGAGCCCCGACGUGCUGUUAGAGCGACGCCGCCAGUUCUACGCAUGUCUGCUGGAACGCACCAAGACGCAUCACGAGGCGUUUCUGGCCGCCCUAGACCCGCCGCUGGUUGUCGCGCGACAGUCGCUCACGCGCUGGCAUCCCGAGUUCGACAUCGACGCCGUGCCUGACAUAGAGGCGGCCGCUUUGCCGCUACCGCCGUCCGCCGCUAAAGUGUCUACCGCUAGGGAUGUGCUCGAAAAAGCGCGCAACCUCUUCACGUCGAACCCACGCAUGGAGCGUGCACUGCAGCGCGUGAGCGAGCAGAGCGCUCUGGCGGCUGUGACGGCAACUAAUGGAAGCGGCAACACUGCUCCAGUGGCAACUAGUAACGGCAACACUGAACCAGCGGCAACUAAUGGCGGUAACACUGCUCCAGCGGUGGCUGCCCUCACCACUGCCCUUAAGGGCAUUCCCAAGUCGCUGCUCGAAAAGGUCAGAUAUUUGCCCUUACUGUUUGUAAAUAGUUGAAAGGUAUACCUAAAG
Nilaparvata lugens (brown planthopper) is the source of this 2064-nucleotide messenger RNA. Its product is annotated as DNA replication factor Cdt1-like. The coding region runs from base 172 to 2049 and encodes 625 amino acids. NCBI's taxonomy places the organism in Eukaryota, Metazoa, Arthropoda, Insecta, Hemiptera, Delphacidae. Gene Ontology annotation, cellular component: nucleus. The transcript is spliced from 7 exons. The record is from RefSeq and is a predicted model, not a curated record. Gene Ontology annotation, biological process: mitotic cell cycle; regulation of DNA-templated DNA replication initiation; DNA replication checkpoint signaling. Gene Ontology annotation, molecular function: DNA binding; DNA polymerase binding.